AUGCCAUUACCCCAAGACCUGCGUACGUCGCUUUUGAAGCGACAAUACAGGCCAGAUGCAUACGACCAUGGUUAUAAUGAGGAGCAAGAGGAUGACGAUGAGGUGGGCGAGCUCCCUAAUGUGCGUGCACAACAAUACCACGUUCCGCCUGCACGAGCACCUGGGGCUUAUGCACCACUUUCUUGUGAUGACUGCUUCUCGAGCGCAUUGGAAAUUGAUAUACCAUGCAUUGUUUCGAGUCCUGGGGAUUCCGAGAAGCAUGCAACGAUCCGUGCUUAUUUUACACCACCUUGCUCUGGAUUAACACCUUCUAGUACGGUCAUGGUGUGUCAUCAUGGAGCAGGAUUUGGGGCACUUUCUUUUGCACUCAUGGCGAAGGAAGUUUCAAGAAUUAGCAAGGGUGAGUUGGGUGUUUUAGCGUAUGACUGUCGGGGACAUGGAAAGACAACAUUUCCCCUCGAAGAGAAGAAAAACAUGUCUUUGGAAGCACUCACAAGCGACUUGUUGGCAUUGCUAAGGACUAUGUUCCGGGAUGUGAAUCAGCGACCUUCUUUUUUGUUUGUCGGCCAUUCGAUGGGAGGCGCUGUGGUCGUCGAAGCUGCACACGCGCUUGAACGUGAGCAUGACAUCCGCGUAGCGGGUGUGGCCAUGAUCGACAUUGUGGAAGACACAUCACUCCAACUUCUACCUGAUAUGAGUCGCAUUGUACGCCAGCGACCACUGGGGUUUGCGAGUUUGGAGUCUGCGAUCCAGUGGCAUAUCAAGACUCGCACGAUUCGGAAUGCAGAAAGUGCACGCAGGAGUGUGCCUUCACUCGUACACCUGAUGCGUGGCUACAGAGAUCUCCCAUGGCGAUGGAACGCUGAGCUGAUUGAGACAGAGCCUUAUUGGACUGGCUGGUUCAAGGGUCUGUCGUCCAAGUUUCUGGCAUGCCAUGCUGCACGCUUGCUGAUCCUCGCCGAAACCGAUCGGCUGGACCGAACUUUAAUGAUAGGACAAAUGCAAGGCAAGUACCAAUUGGUCGUUAAUCCACAUGCUGGCCAUUGUGUACAAGAAGACGAUCCAACUAGUACUGCCGACACGCUCUUUCACUUUUGGCGACGAAACGACAAACUUCCUCCUGGCCUGCGUGCUGUAGGCCCGUCAUGA
Malassezia globosa CBS 7966 is the source of this 1149-nucleotide messenger RNA. RefSeq lists its product as uncharacterized. The coding region runs from base 1 to 1149 and encodes 382 amino acids. Lineage: Eukaryota; Fungi; Basidiomycota; Malasseziomycetes; Malasseziales; Malasseziaceae. Gene Ontology annotation, biological process: protein demethylation. The record is from RefSeq and is a predicted model, not a curated record. Gene Ontology annotation, molecular function: protein methylesterase activity. The transcript has a single exon.